Messenger RNA from Strongyloides ratti, 753 nucleotides. RefSeq lists its product as hypothetical. The record is from RefSeq and is a predicted model, not a curated record. Bases 1 to 753 code for a protein of 250 amino acids. The transcript is spliced from 2 exons. NCBI's taxonomy places the organism in Eukaryota, Metazoa, Nematoda, Chromadorea, Rhabditida, Strongyloididae.
AUGGAAAGUCAAUUAGGUCCUAAUAAAUCACUUGGUUUAUUACAGUUAAAUUUUAAUGAUUUCCUUAUUGCAUUUUCUAAUCAAACAUUUCAUGAACAAUUUUGCAAAAUUUAUCAUACUUUUCAAUAUUGUUAUCAAAAAUGUAACCAUAAUUUCCUUUUAGAGCUUCUUACGAGAAGCUCAGAGAUAAUAGAUCACUUUUGUGUUUAUAAUUAUCAAGCCAUACAAGAUAAAUUUCCAUGUUUAAAUAAAAUAAAUUAUAAAAUAUCUAAACAAUGUUUAAAGGGAUGUACUUCUAAACAUAAAGCUGUAACAUCAAUAAUGCAAAAUUUUAAACAUCUUGCAAUGAAUGGCGAUUCAACACAGGCUGAAAAAUACCUUAGUGAUGGUUGUGAAUAUGUGACAUGCUCAUUACAUUGUGACAUCCCAACAAUUGCAUAUAAUUGUGAUUAUGAAACGGCAAAUCUUGUUAUAAAUAUAACAAGAAAAUCAUUUAACUCAAUACAAAGUGUUGCUCUUGAUACUGGAGCAAUAUCAAAAUGGCCAAAGACAUGCUUUGAUUUAAAAACAUACUCAAUCCCGACACCACCACCACCACUAACAACAACUGCCAAUCUACCAUCAAUUAAGUUGGAUGUUAUAAAAACAAAAGUACAGGAAGCAUCACUAAACAAUCAUUCUCCACCGCCUCAUUCAUUAUACCUUUCACUUUUAAUAAUUUUAAUCUUUAUAAUUUUAAAUUUUAAAAUAUAA